Molecule: messenger RNA, 2011 nt
Organism: Triticum aestivum (bread wheat)
Lineage: Eukaryota; Viridiplantae; Streptophyta; Magnoliopsida; Poales; Poaceae
Product: S-type anion channel SLAH2-like
Exons: 2
Coding region: 28-1917 (629 amino acids)
Biological process (GO): transmembrane transport; intracellular monoatomic ion homeostasis
Cellular component (GO): membrane
Molecular function (GO): voltage-gated monoatomic anion channel activity
Source: RefSeq, a predicted model, not a curated record
GGUCGAGAGACAGGGAGAGUUGUUGCCAUGGCGUCCAGAGAGAACAGCAUCCAGAUAGCAGGGGUACUGGACGGCGAGCCAGGGUGUGCUCUGUCCCCGGAGCCGCUUCUCGUUGGUGUCCCGUCGCGGGCCGCCGGCGCUAGUGAGCUAGCUCAUGCCGCUUUUUUUAUGGAGGCCGCCGUUGUCGUCGGCGGCGCCAGGAAGCUGACCAUCAAGGACGCGGCCGCGGCUGCUCACGCUGAGACGCCGUGCUUGCCGGGCUCGCCGUCGGGGCUCUACCUCUCUCAGGCGCAGCUUGGCCUGCCGACGUCAAUCCGCGCGUGCAACCCCGAAAUGGGCGAGAAUCGGGUGCUGCCGAGCGAUUCAAAGCUCGAAGGUCACAUCACUGCCGAGCCGCGGCUGAUGAAGCAGACCCAGCACCACUCGUGGAGAUCCCUGGUAGGAGGCGGCGAGGCACCAGCGCUGCUGCGGAGCGACAGCACGCGGGAGCUGGACCGCCGGUUUGAUCACUUCAAGACCUUCUCGGGCCGCCUCGACCGGCAGCUCUCCAGCCUCCGAGGUCUGCAGCAUGGCCUGCCACCAGUUGACAUCGAGCAUGGUGCCGCGCCCAAUACCUCCGGUGAGGACACCGACGAGGAAAACAUAGAACCUUCAGCCGAUCGCUACUUCGCCGCCCUCGAAGGCCCCGAGCUCGAGAUCCUUCGGUCAACGGAGGUGGCAGUGCUGCCUGAGGAUGAGCAAUGGCCGUUCCUUCUCCGGUUCCCGAUUAGCGCGUUCGGGAUGUGCCUUGGCAUGAGCACCCAAGCGAUGCUGUGGAAGACACUCGAGUCGGAGCACUCAACGGCAUUCCUCCACGUGCACCCCGCCGUCAACCACGUCCUCUGGUGGGCCUCUGUCGCCCUCACCGCCAUCGUCUCCAUCACCUACCUCCUCAAAGUUAUCUUCUACUUCGAGGCCGUUCGCCGGGAGUUCCACCACCCAGUGCGUGUCAACUUCUUCUUUGCGCCUUGGAUCGCUUGCCUCUUUCUCGUCAAGGGCGUGCCGCACCCGGUGUGGGAGAUCCACCACAUCGUGUGGUACCUCCUCAUGGCUCCCAUCCUCUGCCUCGACAUUAAGAUCUAUGGCCAGUGGAUGUCCAGCGGCGAGCGCCGACUCUCCAAGGUGGCUAACCCGUCCAACCACCUCGCUAUCGUCGGCAACUUUGUCGGCGCGCUUCUCGGCUCCAGGAUGGGCCUCCGAGAGCUGCCCAUUUUCUUCUUCGCCAUCGGCCUAGCGCACUAUGUUGUACUCUUCGUAACCCUCUACCAAAGGCUCCCCACAAACGUGCAACUACCCAAAGAGCUCCACCCGGUAUUUUUCUUCUUUAUAGCCGCGCCUAGCGUCGCCUCGAUGGCCUGGGCGAGCAUCUCCGGCGAGUUCAACGAUGGAGCCAAGCUCCUUUAUUUCAUCUCGCUCUUCCUCUACAUGUCGUUGGUGGUGCGCGUCAACCUCUUUCGGGGGUUCAGGUUCUCAUUGUCGUGGUGGGCCUACACGUUCCCGAUCACGAGCGUGGCCGUGGCAACAGUGUUGUAUGCGUCGGAGGUGGACAAUGUGCUAAUGCGGGUACUAGCGGUCGGGUUGUCAGGGAUUGCCGUUGUCACGAUCACCGGUGUAUUGGCCACUACCGUGUACCAUGCCUUCGUGCGCAAAGACCUCUUCCCUAAUGAUGUUUCCAUCGCCAUCAUGCGGCGCAGGCCCAAAAUCAGCAAGAUCUUCGCGCAUCUCCGCUCUUCUAGCUCGGACAUCAAGAAGCUCAACCUCUCCAUCCCUAGUUCAAAUUCCAAUUCCAAGAACGACACGUACUCCAGUGACUCAUGUUCCAACUCCAGGAUAAGCAACAACAGCGACGAGUCUCCGGUGUCACAAGGGCAUGUAUGAGCAGAGUGUUAGAUGUCCGAUGCACAAUAGGUGCAGGCAUGCAUAUCUACCACAUAGAUAUUUCCUGUUUUUUCUUCGUUCUUUUUCAUCUAUA